Molecule: messenger RNA, 243 nt
Organism: Cladophialophora bantiana CBS 173.52
Lineage: Eukaryota; Fungi; Ascomycota; Eurotiomycetes; Chaetothyriales; Herpotrichiellaceae
Exons: 3
Coding region: 1-243 (80 amino acids)
Cellular component (GO): endoplasmic reticulum
Source: RefSeq, a predicted model, not a curated record
AUGACUCCCGCGCAACGCCGUGCCAACGAGAAACACGCCAAGGGCGUCGAGAAGCGCAUGGGCAAGCCCGAAUCGGCGUACAAGAAGAAAGAAACCAAGAAGUCGCCUGUGGGCGUCGCCGCUGUCGUGCUCCUCAUUUUCGUGGUCGUCGCGCCCCUGAUCAUCGAACAAUUAAAGCUGAUCCCGUAUCUCUGGGGCCUCUUCCUCGAUCUGCUGGCCAAGGUCGGGCUAGUGUCGAAAUAA